AUGGGAGGAAAGAAAGCAGCAGGCGAGAACUCCAAGAAGGCAGCUGGAAAUGCCAAGAAAGCCGAGGCAGCUGCAAACAAAAAGGCAAUAGAAGAUUCUAAGCGGGCCGCGGAGGAAGACAAGCAGUGGGCCAAGGGAUCGAAGAGCAACGCGAAGAAAGAAGACGCUGAAGCCAAAAAGGCCGAGGCAGCCCGCAAGAAGGCCGAACGUGACGCCCUGCUCGCCGCCGAAGAAGCCUCGCAACCCUCCAAGCCCAAAGGUGGCGGCGCCAAAUCCGCACCCAAGAAGUCCCGCGGUCUCGAUCUCUCUCAGCUGGAUGGCGACUCCAAGUCCUCGGCCCUCCAUGCCUCUGGUAUCGAUAACGCUCUCGAUGCCUUGUCCCUUACCAACAAGGACAACUCCAAGAUUGACCGCCACCCGGAGCGAAGAUACAAGGCUGCGUAUGCGGCGUUUGAGGCGCGACGCAUGCCAGAGAUUGAAGAGGAGAACCCUGGUCUGAGAAGACAGCAGCGCAUUGAACUCUGCAAGAAGGAGUUUGACAAGAGUGAUGAGAAUCCGUUCAACCAAGCGCACGUGGCAUAUGACGCUUCUCGGGAGGAGAUUGCUCAAGUGAAGGAUUCGGAGAGGAAGAAGGUUGAGAGCCGCUUGGCUAGGUAAAUUGGCUGCUCUAUUUUAUUCUCUUUCAAGAGCGUUGCUGUGUUGCCAGAGAAAGAUGCUCUGGUGAAGACUAGCCUAUUCAGGGACCACGCCAGAGGAACUAUCUGCCUGGCAACAUGGUUUCGGGGUUAGUCCGCCGGAUCAUGAUUAACGGUUACGCUAUAGCGACAAUUCCUCAAUGGGGAAGUGCAUGGAUAUAGAUACAGGAGCUUCGUAUACUCCUAGUUGUUGAUAUAAGUGCUUUCAGUUGGCCUGGAUGUAUGAUGAGUUAUGUUUUAGACUAAUACACAUUUUAAGAUGUGAUC
Aspergillus wentii DTO 134E9 is the source of this 962-nucleotide messenger RNA. Its product is annotated as DUF1014 domain protein. The transcript is spliced from 3 exons. The record is from RefSeq and is a predicted model, not a curated record. Gene Ontology annotation, biological process: transcription by RNA polymerase II. Gene Ontology annotation, molecular function: transcription coactivator activity. NCBI's taxonomy places the organism in Eukaryota, Fungi, Ascomycota, Eurotiomycetes, Eurotiales, Aspergillaceae. Gene Ontology annotation, cellular component: nucleus. The coding region runs from base 1 to 657 and encodes 218 amino acids.